This is a messenger RNA of Mytilinidion resinicola, 2823 nucleotides long. Its product is annotated as dynamin-1. The transcript has 4 exons. The coding region runs from base 192 to 2621 and encodes 809 amino acids. The record is from RefSeq and is a predicted model, not a curated record. Gene Ontology annotation, biological process: peroxisome fission; mitochondrial fission. Gene Ontology annotation, cellular component: peroxisome; microtubule; cytoplasm. Lineage: Eukaryota; Fungi; Ascomycota; Dothideomycetes; Mytilinidiales; Mytilinidiaceae. Gene Ontology annotation, molecular function: microtubule binding; GTP binding; GTPase activity.
CUCCUCGUGGCAUUGACGUUCACCGCACGGUGUGCUCAACGUCAUACCGGCACCGCCCUCCUCUCUCAGAUACUGCCCUUUGCCACUUCACUCGGAGGCUUCGUUUGCCUCCUUGCCCCGGCCUUGUUUACGCGGUUGAGAGUCCCAGCUAUCAGGAGUCGGCCACUAUUUCGACAUCCACCAUCAUCAAAAUGGCAGCGCUGGGCGAAGACCUGCUCGGCAUAGUGAACAAGUUGCAAGACUUGGUCUUCAACACCAUCGGAAACGACUCCUUGGACUUGCCGCAAAUUGUCGUUGUCGGAUCGCAGUCGUCCGGAAAGUCUUCAGUGCUUGAGAACAUCGUUGGCAGAGACUUUCUACCUCGUGGAAGCGGCAUCGUUACGCGGCGGCCACUCAUCCUUCAACUCAUCAACGUACCCAGCGAGCGCGAUGACAAGCCAGAGGAGGAUGAAGUCCACAUACCCCAUACUCCAGCCAGCGUUGCGGGCCAGCAAGAAUGGGCAGAAUUCCAUCACGUAUCCGGCCGCCGAUUCUACGACUUUUCCGAGGUCAAGCGGGAGAUCGAAAACGAGACAGCGCGAAUAGCAGGGAACAACAAGGGCAUCAACCGACAACCCAUAAACCUAAAAAUCUACUCUCCUCACGUCCUCAGUUUGACGCUGGUGGAUCUGCCUGGUCUGACAAAAGUCCCCAUCGGCGAUCAGCCAUCAGACAUCGAGAAACAGACCCGAAACCUCAUCUCCGAGUAUAUCGCUAAACCCAACAGUAUAAUUUUGGCAGUGUCACCUGCGAAUGUCGACAUCGUCAACUCGGAAGCACUCAAGCUCGCCCGGCAUGUGGAUCCCAUGGGCAGGAGAACGAUCGGCGUCCUUACGAAAAUUGAUCUCAUGGACCACGGAACAAACGCACUGGACAUUCUGUCAGGACGCGUAUACCCGUUGAAGCUGGGUUUCAUUGGAGUAGUGAACCGGUCUCAGCAGGACAUCCAGGGCAACAAAUCAUUGGCAGAGGCUUUAGGAGCAGAACGUGACUUUUUCAGGCAUCACCCCGCGUACAGGAACAUGGCCAAUCGAUGCGGAACACAAUUCCUAGCGAAGAGUCUUAAUACUACUCUCAUGACCCACAUUCGGGAUCGACUACCGGAUAUCAAGGCUCGCUUGAACACUUUGAUGGGCCAAACGCAACAAGAAUUGGCCAGCUACGGAGAUGUUGCGUUUACCGGAAAGGAACAUCGUGGCUCCCUUAUCCUUCAGCUCAUGACCCGCUUCGCAUCCUCCUUCAUCUCCUCAAUCGACGGGACAUCAGCAGAAAUCUCGACAAAGGAAUUAUGUGGGGGUGCGAGGAUAUACUAUAUUUUCAACUCAGUGUUUGGCAACUCUUUGGAAACUAUUGAUCCUACAACAAACCUCUCCGUACUCGAUAUCCGGACAGCAAUUCGGAACUCAACCGGACCUAGGCCAAGCUUGUUUGUGCCUGAGCUGGCCUUUGACCUGCUUGUGAAACCACAGAUCAAACUUUUAGAGAUCCCGAGUCAGCGAUGUGUGGAGCUUGUAUACGAAGAACUAAUCAAGAUCUGCCACACUUGCGGAUCUACCGAACUUAGCCGAUACCCUAGACUCCAAGGAAAGCUGAUUGAAGUUGUAUCCGACCUUCUUCGCGAGCAACUCGGGCCAUCAGCGUCGUAUGUUGCGUCUCUCAUUGAUAUCCAGCGCGCAUAUAUCAACACGAACCACCCCAACUUCCUAGGAGCCGCCGCUGCCAUGUCGUCCGUGAUCAACGACAAGCAGGAGCGUGAAAAGCAAAUAGCAGCAGCCGAGGAAAGGAAGAGGCGAGAAAUGAGACGGAUGAAGGAACUGAACGGCGUAAAUGGCAUCGAUGGCCCACAAGAGGAAGAUGGGGAAGAGGGUGUUGCAGAGAAGAAAGCCGGAAUUCCUAUUCGCGGUCACAACCCCAAAGCCAGCAGGAGUAUGUCUCCAGCAGUUGGCCGUCUUGUGAACGGGUCUUACGGUAUUGCAGGUCAACUCAACGGAGCUCAUUCACGCUCUCCGACAUUCGGUCAGCAGCAGGGAGGUACUAAAGACAGCUUCUUGAACUACUUCUUCGGUAAAGAGGGUCAGAUGCCAUCAAGCGCACCACCGCAAAUGUCGUCUUCCGAUCGUCCGGUGAGCCGAUCUGUUAGCUCCAACGUCGAACCAAGCAUCUCGGCGAGUUUCCGUAGAGGUGAUACUCGUGCACCGGAUAAGCAUAUCCUAGAGAUGGUGCCAGAUCAGUACGACUUAUCAUCACGAGAUUAUGACAAUCCUUUCCCUCAAGAAGACGCACCACCUGCCCUCACCGAGCGGGAGGCCCUCGAAACCGAACUCAUCCGCCGCCUCAUCUCAUCCUAUUUCAACAUCGUCCGCGAGACUAUCGCCGACCAAGUCCCGAAAGCCGUCAUGCACCUCCUCGUCAACCACUCCAAAGAUGUCGUCCAGAACCGCCUCGUCAGCGAGCUUUACAAGGAAGACCUCUUCCAAGAACUUCUCUACGAGGACGACACCAUCAAAGCGGAGCGCGAGAAGUGCGAGAAGCUCCUCAAAACGUACAAAGAGGCCGCAAAGAUUGUCGGCGAGGUGCUAUAGGUGGAGCGCUCAUCUGGAAAGGAAAGGAUGUGUAUUUUCACUGUAGGAUCAUAUUGUGCAUAGUCAUCAUCAUUCCACUUGGGUCCUCCUGCUGGCGUUGGAGGCGGUCGCUAUGGCUGCUGCGACUUCUGUCACCGGCUUUUUUCUGCUCUUCUGGCCCGCCCUGGAGAUGGGGUAGGAGGGUCAGGGCGUUAAUUCGCGG